CCCAGGUCCAAUCCUGAACCAGAUUCCAAAAGCCGAUCCCUACCCUCAAAUACAUAAGGCCCCUGCCAGGCAGCAGCCUCCUCAGCAGCACCCAGCAGCCUCCCCGGGGAAAACAGAUGCUGCUAUAGCCCCACCAUGAAAGUCCUCUGCUUCCUGCUUCUGGCCAGCUUGGCCGCCACCUCUCUCGCCAUCCUUAACGAGCCAGAAGAUGAAACCCACCUGGAGGCACAGCCCACAGAUACCUCUGCUCAGCUCAUCAUGAGAAACCUCCAGAUCUCCAAUGAGGACCUUUCUAAGGAGCCUUCCAUCUCCAGAGAAGAGUUGAUUUCCAAAGAGCAAAUUGUGAUCAAAUCUUCCAGGAGACCACAGAAUCAGAAUCCCAAGCUGCCUCUGUCCAUACUCAAGGAGAAACAUCUCAGAAAUGCUGCCCCUGAAUCAGAAGAGACUACAGAACACACUCCCAGUGCUGCAUCCACCACAGAAGGAACACUGAUGGAGCUCGGCCAUAAAAUCAGGAGGAAUCUGGAAAACACAGUGGAAGAAAUCAUAAAAUAUCUGAAAAGCCUGUUCCCUCAUGCCUCUGAAGUCGUGAAGCCGUAGUCAUAGGGAUGCCCACAGCCCAGGCGGGCCGCUGCAAGUACCUGUAGCACCCACACCGCUUGGACCAUCACCACCAUCUCUCAGCUCCUCAAGUCCUUUACUAAGGCAUCGCAUCCC
Messenger RNA from Odocoileus virginianus texanus, 717 nucleotides. RefSeq names its product glycosylation-dependent cell adhesion molecule 1-like. The record is from RefSeq and is a predicted model, not a curated record. NCBI's taxonomy places the organism in Eukaryota, Metazoa, Chordata, Mammalia, Artiodactyla, Cervidae.